Messenger RNA from Brugia pahangi, 1350 nucleotides. NCBI's taxonomy places the organism in Eukaryota, Metazoa, Nematoda, Chromadorea, Rhabditida, Onchocercidae. The record is from the annotation of a GenBank genome assembly.
AUGACCAAAUUAUUCCCAGAUCAUUAUAAUAUCAUAAGGGAUCAACCACGAGACUUCAACAUUUGCGGAAAUUAUUCUCAUAAGCAACUAAGCUUAAAAGAUUAUCGACUUUAUCAAAUAAGCUGCGAAUUUAAAGAUGUGAUUAAUGAUCCGAGGAAAACACGUCUUCAUUUUAUGGGUUUCGAUACCAAACCGGAAGUGCACCAGGUACACAGUCAAAUGCACAUGAGAGAAGCGAAGCCAUACAAAUGUACGCAUUGCAUCAAAUCUUUCGCGAAUAGCUCGUACCUGUCGCAGCACAUGAGGAUACAUCUUGGUAUAAAGCCCUUUGGACCCUGUCAGUAUUGCGGUAAAAAGUUCACACAACUAUCACAUUUGCAACAACACAUCAGAACGCAUACUGGUGAAAAACCCUACAAAUGCAAAUUUCAAGGCUGCGAAAAGGCGUUUAGUCAGCUAUCAAAUUUGCAGUCACAUUCAAGAUGUCAUCAGUCCGACAAACCAUUUAAAUGCAAUAGCUGUUACAAAUGCUUCACGGAUGAACAGGCACUAUUGGAACAUAUACCGAAGCACAAGGAAUCGAAGCACUUAAAGGUACACAUCUGCCCAUAUUGCGGCAAAUCCUACACGCAGCAAACCUAUCUUGCAAAACAUAUGACCAAGCAUGCUGACAGGAGAAACAUAAGCAAUUUUAUGGAAGGCUUGGAAGGUUUGAAUGCAUGGAGAAAUGAAGCAGUUGCAGCAACAUCAGCGCCUACGAUGGCAGCUGCAGCACAUGGCAUUUCGGAUCUGGCUUCCGUGACACAACCACAGAUAGACUUUAGUCAUUUCAAUGCAGGAAUACCAGCUUCGGUGCUUUCGGCCGCCAAUCAGUCGGCCGCAGUAGUUGCGACCAGUUCUGUUACUAGUGCAGCGGCAGCAGCAUGUAGCUAUCCAAGUGCUGCUGCUUCAACAGCCACUGCAAAUCAGAUGAUGGUCAACGACCCCUCCGCGUUUCGUCUUAACAUGGCUGCUUUUGGCAGGACAUUAAGCACAAACAGAUCCUAUUUCCCUUUCGACAACACGGCAUUCAAGUCAGAAGCACCUAGGCCGGCAGGUUUCAAUAUGAUAACACCGCUGGAGAAAAUCCAAUGCUACACGCAGCAAACAUCCUCAACAUCCGCUGUUCAGGACCAGCAGUUCCAGAAUACGAUGCUCAAUUACAAUUAUUCAAACUACGACAGCAUUAUCACUCUACUUAAUCCAAUUAUUUGUCUGUACAAUCAUCCUCAACAAAACUCUUUCCGACCUGGACCAUACUUUCGAUUUUUCGACUUUGUAAAAAUAUUUGAAUUAGAAGUUUUGUCCUAA